AUAAAUUCACGUGGAUGACAGCCAUUUUGCGGCGGGAUUUUAAAUCGUGAUUCAAAUUAUUACUUAUUAAUUUGAUAUCAGAUUAGAUAUGGGUGAUAUUUUAUUCGCCGACCGGUUAUGACCAUGAAGAUAUACAGAUAGAGUGCGUGAGUGGGCUGAAAAAGUGAUAUAGGAAUAGAAAGAGAAGGCUGCUACAGACUCCUUGUGUCUUUGUUUAAUCGUGCACAUUCGUACAAUAAAUAUGCAAGUAUAACACCGAUCAACGAGUGGUUUCAGCGUGCAUGCCUGAUUAGAGAAGGGCAAAAGAGGUCUCUAUGCAGCGUUCUCUUUCUAUUCCCAUAUUUUUACAGACUUCUGUGCAUAUCCCAUCCAUUUACAUGAAAACAUAUCCACCCGUACUCUAUCUUUAUAUCUCUAAUUUCCUGCGAACUUUAGUUCAAUGCUCAUCUGUGCGAACCAGUCAUAAGAUGGAUAAAAGCCAAUAUGGCGUUGAAGUCAGAAAUUACAAAAUUGCAAGGAAAGUCGAUCAUUUUGCGUCCUCUAAGGUAAAGAUUGCGUUUAUCACGUUUGAAAACGACGUAAUCAAAGGUAGGAGAGGAAAAAGUGGGAAAACACAACGGAAGUUGGUGUGCAAGGAAGAUAAUUUUAACCAAACGUAAUUCAUUACUUCUUUACAAUAAAAGUUAAAAAUUGUUUUUUUCAAACCUAGAGUGAUUAUACAAAUUACUAUAUAUUUGUACUAUUUAGAUGUUAUUUGAUAUUUGAAAUGUUUAAUCGGAAGACACAAUUUCUGUAUAAUUUAUGUAAAUUCUAUAAAUUUGUGUAAAUUAUUAACAAUUUACAAACAAUUUAACAAUUUCAAAACAUCGAAAAAUGUUAUAUUUAUAUGAUUGUUAAAAUAAGAAUGCAUUACAGAAAUA
Molecule: messenger RNA, 920 nt
Organism: Bombus pyrosoma
Lineage: Eukaryota; Metazoa; Arthropoda; Insecta; Hymenoptera; Apidae
Exons: 2
Coding region: 315-659 (114 amino acids)
Source: RefSeq, a predicted model, not a curated record